This is a messenger RNA of Brassica napus (rape), 768 nucleotides long. RefSeq lists its product as uncharacterized. NCBI's taxonomy places the organism in Eukaryota, Viridiplantae, Streptophyta, Magnoliopsida, Brassicales, Brassicaceae. The record is from RefSeq and is a predicted model, not a curated record. The transcript is spliced from 4 exons. The coding region runs from base 108 to 554 and encodes 148 amino acids.
CAAAGUAAAAAAAAAAACAGGAUAAGGAAAAAAACAUAAUCUAAAGUCAAACAGCUGUUUCAUAAAAUUCGAAGUUUCGUGAAAUCAAAAUUAGAGAGAAUUGAAGAAUGGAUCAUCAUCAUAAUCAUAAUCAAUGGCGAAUGAGAUUAUUAUCUUUCAAGAACGCCACAAUUGCUCUCACGCUCGUCAACCUUCUCAUCUUCCUCUUCCUCCUUCAGGGCUUUUUCACUUCCUCCUCUCGCCGACCCGUUUCAGCUCAGCUUCGGUAUGUGAAGGAAGCCGAAGAGAUUAGACUCAAGAUGCAACCUUUAGAGCUUAUCAAAAGAGUCCGAGAAAUUGAACAAGAGUCAUCUGCUGGACAAGAGACAGAGCAGGAGAAGGAUGUGAAGCAGAACACUGCCGUUGAUCUCUCUAAACGCCUCAAAGAUUUCCGCUCCCUUAACGAUGCCUCCAGCUUGAAAGCAUUGGAAGAAUGGCGAAAGCGAAAAAUGGAACGAGCAAGACAACGUGAUCUUGAGAAAACCGGAGGACUUUCUUCAUCCAAAACAUCAUAAAAACACUACUAACUAACUCUCAAGAAGAUAUCAAUAUAUAUUAUCAUGGCUGCUCCUUGCUGCUACUAAAACCAUUCGUAUAGUGUAAUACACAGACACAAUGCUUUGAAAGGAAAAGUAUCUAAGCAUGUAAUGUUUCCUACAUUGAACUUCACAAUCUUGUUUACACCGCAAAACUUUCAGUAAAUGAUAGAAGAUCACAAGUCAAUCAAUA